Molecule: messenger RNA, 262 nt
Organism: Staurois parvus
Lineage: Eukaryota; Metazoa; Chordata; Amphibia; Anura; Ranidae
Source: the annotation of a GenBank genome assembly
CAGGGGUGGACUGACCAUUUGGAAACUCUGGCACUGCCCGAGGGCCUGGGGUCAGUAGGGGGCCCCAUGAGAUGCCCCUGGUAUUUUUUUCAUAGACUUUUUGAGUUUGGGCAAGGACACAGGGGCCCCAUGAUCCCCUAUUGCCCGGGGGCCCCAUGAGUUGUCAGUCCGCCCCUGACUAUAUGCCACCCAUCAGUGCCGCCUAUCAGUGCCCAUCAGUGCCGCCUAUCAGUGCCCAUCAGUGCAGCCUAUCAGUGUCCAU